Trichoderma virens Gv29-8 is the source of this 1085-nucleotide messenger RNA. RefSeq lists its product as uncharacterized. Lineage: Eukaryota; Fungi; Ascomycota; Sordariomycetes; Hypocreales; Hypocreaceae. Gene Ontology annotation, biological process: proton transmembrane transport. The coding region runs from base 187 to 876 and encodes 229 amino acids. The transcript has 3 exons. The record is from RefSeq and is a predicted model, not a curated record. Gene Ontology annotation, molecular function: proton-transporting ATPase activity, rotational mechanism. Gene Ontology annotation, cellular component: proton-transporting two-sector ATPase complex, catalytic domain.
CGCUUCAUCCCUCACGCAAAUCCCCCCAAGCUUCGGCCGCAGACUCUCGCCCAACUCUCCCGCCGCCUCAUCCACAGAGCUCAAGGCACCGGCCACCCGAUCCCUUAGAGGCCUUGCCGUGUUGAAUCCAUUCGCAAUUCUUCGUCCCUCGUACUCCCGAUCUUUCCCCCCCGCCUACCACCCAAGAUGUCGCAACACGCCUUAUCCGACGUGCAGGUCGACAAUGAGCUCCGCAAGAUGACGGCCUUCAUCAAGCAGGAAGCCAUGGAAAAGGCCCGCGAAAUCGAAAUCAAGGCCAACGAGGAGUUCGAGAUCGAAAAGUCAAAGCUCGUCCGCCAGGAGACCGACGCCAUCGACACCCAGUACGAGAAGAAGUUCAAGCAAGCCACCAUGUCCCAGCAAAUCACCCGGUCGACCGUCGCCAACAAGACACGGCUCAAGGUCCUCGGCGCCCGCCAGGAGCUGCUCGACAGCAUCUUCGACGAGGCCCGGAACCAGCUGGCUGCCGGCGCCAAGGACAAGGCCAAGUACCAGAAGACGCUGAACGGGCUUGUGCUUGAGGGCUUCUAUGCCAUCAACGAGCCCGAGGUGCAGCUCCGCGCCAAGAAGUCCGACUAUGACGCCGUCAAGAAGGCCAUUGAGGAGGCAGCCAAGGAAUACAAGAAGGAGAUUGGCAAGGAUGUCUCGGCGACGAUUGACGAGGCCAAUCCCCUGGACAACGGAAUUGCCGGCGGCGUCGUCAUCCUCGGCGGAAAGGGAAAGAUUGACAUUGACAACACCCUAGAGGCCCGGCUGCAACUGUUGGAGCACGCCGCGGCACCGGCCGUGCGAGAGAACCUAUUCGGAAAGAACCCCAACCGCAAAUACUACGACUAGACUCGCUCCCGUAAUUACUUAGCAGCUGUAUCUUAUUACCUUUACACUGGGAAAAGAGGGAAAGGAUGGAGAAUGAGAGGGGCAGAGCAGAGGGCCGUCAUGUUUUGAAGAAAAGAAACUGAGGCAUGCAUUUCGUCGAAUUAGUCCGCGCUUUAUCCUAGUUUAGAUGCUGUAUCAUAUUUCAUUACAACAAAGCUUUCUUAAACUCC